UAAGCUGCCGCUGUUCAGUUGCUGAAUCAGUGGUAGGCGCAGUGCGGGUGUAGGAGGUCUCUUGUACUUUCCCUUCGUCUCGGCAGUGCUGCACAGUGUUUGCUGCUUUUGUACUGAAGUGAGACGUUUGGGAUAUUUUUAAGGCGGCGCCAUGGCUGGGGGAAGGCCGCUGCUUCGCUCAGCCGUCCUUGCCUGGGUAGGGGCCUGCCUGGCGGGGAGCAUGACAGUGGACCUCGCUACCCUGCCAGCAUAUGACGCCCCAGACCACACCCAUGAAUCUGUGCUGGACCCCGAUGGUGUCUUCACGGUGCUGUGGACGCCUGACCUCGACAAACAAGAGGUGGUGUGGGAGAUUCACGCUCGCACGCGAGGCUGGUUGGGCUUCGGAUUCUCUAGCAAUGGCGGGAUGGGCGGUGCCGACAUAGUGACGGCGUGGGUGGAGGAUGGGAAACUUCACUUGCAGGACCGGCACGGCGUGGGUCCUAAGAUGCCUCCCGAGGACGAGAUCAGCGACUGGCGGCCACUGUACGCCAGGGAGAAUGACACUCACACGAUGCUGGUGGUGGCCCGCGACGUGAACACCUGCGACCCCGAAGACUACGUGCUGACGAAUGAGACCGUACGUCUCCUGUAUGCGUGGGGGGAGGAGGAUCCCAGCGGCGACCAGCCCCCUUACCACGGCCCGCGCCGAGGCAACAGGUACGGGCUGGUGCUGGCACCAUUCCACCGGGACGGGUUGUUGGAGGACUUUGAGACGAUAACGGUGAGGCAGCGCAUCGUGCUCCCGCACACUCAGGACACCUUCUACUGGUGCCACAUAGAGAAGAUCCCCGAGUGGAAAGAGAAACACCACUACAUAGGAUUUGACAUGAUCUACGGCGAGAACGCGCACUCCAACCUUCACCACUCAGUCGCCUUUGAGUGCCACACACAAGACGGCACCGACCCCGCCAAGCUGCUGGAGCGCCACGUGGGCCACCCGGGCUAUGAGUGCUACACGCCAAACAUGCCUCCGGAAUUCUACCUGUGUGAACGCUUCUUGAUCAACUGGGCCAUCGGCAGCGAGGGGGAGCUGCUGCCGGAGAAGGUGGGCAUCCCGCUGAGGCACGAGCACGGCGGGGCCACGUACCUCAUGUUCCAGAGCCACUAUGAUAACAAGCGGCUGGAGCGUGACGUGACGGUGGAGUGGAGCAUGAGGCUGUACCACACCACCCAGCUCAGACCGUGGGACGCCAGCAUCAUAGGCUUGGGGCACUCGCUGAUCUUCUCCCUGACGGUGCCGCCACGAACGUCAGACUGGUUGGUAGUGGGUCACUGUUCCUCGGCCUGCACCGCCGCGGCUCUCCCACCAGAGGGCGUCAACAUCUUUACAGUCUUCCUCCACGGCCACUACUUAGUGCGGGCCAUCAGGUUACGACAUUUCCGAGGCCUUAAGGAGCUUCCGCCUAUUGCCGUCGACGCCAACUACGCCGCAGACUUCCAGCAGUCCCGUCGUCUGUCCCGAGAAGUGAAGCUUUUGCCCGGGGACCACCUCACUGUUGAGUGUGACUAUAACAGUGAAACCAGAGACACUGCGACCUUCACGGGCUGGCGCGCUGAUGAUGAGAUGUGUCAAGCCUUCAUCAACUACUACCCGAGAGUUCCCUUGGCCAUGUGCCGCUCCUCACCCCACCCGCGCCUCCUCACCAGACUGUACCACCUCAAGGGGUUCCAAAGCGACCUGGACCUGUCGACGUUCGAGUUUAACCCUGAAGUCGGUGACGGUCGACGGUACCAGGAGGCGGUGAACGCGUUGCCGUGGUCCACCCUGGAUAAGCAGAAGAUUAACAGUGAAAUUAUUCACGGCGACCAGUUCAUUAAAUGCCAAUACAAUUACGGCAUAUCCCUCAAGCUGGACACCAACGUGACGGGGUAUCCCACAGCCGUCCCGUUCGUACCUCCAGAGGACAAAUUUUGUGCCCUCCGUGCGUCUGCCUCGGCAUCGGUCCUGUCUCCGCCACCGACCUUCACGCUUCUGCCGUGGUUGCUUGCACUGGUGGUAGUGGCGGUGGUGGCUGUGUGAAGUGUAAGCCCUGUGUUUAACUUCGCUGAGCUAUUCUUUGUGUCGCCUUUAAUUAAGGAAGAGGAAUAUGACCAGGCAGAAGAGGCCUAAUUUUUUGCAGGAUUUAUAAAGAAAAGCUCGGAUUUGAGAUGGAGGUGGUAUGUAGAUGCCAUAAUUAGUGUGUGUGUGUGUGUAGUUGUCUCUCUCCUAAGAUGUUCUGUGCGUUAUGUUCAUUGUGCAUUAUGUGGGUUCCUGGUAAUAUCUUGCUUAGUUUGAAUCCUUGACACGUGUUUUGAAACGUGUUGUCGUCUCAUAAAUUCUUUUAAAGGCGCCUGAGGUGAUGAAGCGGGUUUUCUUUGGCUUGCCCUCACCCACAACUGUUGUUAAGCUAACAGUAGAAUCUUUAAAAUACCAAUAAGACCCUUUUAAAAGUAACAGAUAAGACACCGAAAUGUUUGAAAAUGCAGUCCGUUACCAGUGGAGUAUAGUGCUCGAGUAGUCUGAAUUUAUAUUAUGCGUAUACAUGAGUAGUAUGAAUUAAUUAUGUGUGUGAGUGUGUGUGUGUGUGUGUGUGUGUGUGUGUGUGUGUGUGUGUGUAUGGUGUAGUUUGGUAGUCUGAAUUAGUUUCAUUAUAUUAUCAUGUAUCUUUUUUUUUUUCUGUUAUGUGCAUUAACUCGCAUGUACAUCUCCAGAUUCUUAACACACCCCACUGUUGUACUAAUGGAUAUAAAGUGUCUAACAUUCA
Molecule: messenger RNA, 2786 nt
Organism: Scylla paramamosain (green mud crab)
Lineage: Eukaryota; Metazoa; Arthropoda; Malacostraca; Decapoda; Portunidae
Product: DBH-like monooxygenase protein 1 homolog
Exons: 12
Coding region: 152-2062 (636 amino acids)
Biological process (GO): octopamine biosynthetic process; dopamine catabolic process; norepinephrine biosynthetic process
Cellular component (GO): secretory granule membrane
Molecular function (GO): copper ion binding; dopamine beta-monooxygenase activity
Source: RefSeq, a predicted model, not a curated record